AUAGACUGUAUGGUUGAUAGCAUGGGGAUGGUGAGCAGCAGCCGGACUGUUGUCACUGGAGGAGUUUGACUCAACGACGGCGGAGGUCCAUUUCACAAGACAGGAGCACCCAGCGGACUGAAGCGAAAUGGAGAGUGGGGAUGACACUGUCCUCCGGUCUCGCUGCCGAGCUGCCCCUAAGACGCCCACCUUCUCUGAUUUAGACAGCUCUUUGGAAGGAGACGGUAGUCCGGGACAACACAAGCAAGGCAACGGAGGCAACCACGCUACCAGCAAUGGAAAAAUCGAGGUGGAACAUGUGAUCAGCAAAAAGUUACAACUGAAAAGGAAAGCAGAGCACCUGAAGAGUGACCUGAUGCAUCAGUUUGACAGUCAGGUUAAUGACUUCAUGGACAGUCUCAUCGAGGAGUCGGCCAGCCUGGAACCUGCACCUGUUCCUGCUGUCUUCUCACCUCCACUGUCAGACAAGGAGAGGAGUAAACUCAGGUAUUUCCGGCCUCCUCAUGGCCAGGGCAAGCAGUUCGUCAGUCGCAGGUCCCUCUUAGACGAGCUGUUUGAGGUGAACCACAUCAGGACCAUCUACCACAUGUUUAUUGCCCUGCUCAUUCUCUUCAUCCUCAGUACACUGGUGGUAGAUGUCAUUGAUGAAGGCAGACUGGUGCUGCACUUUGAGCUCCUGGUCUAUGCGUUUGGACAGAUCCCUCUGGUGGUGUGCACAUGGAUCUGCAUGUUCCUGUCUGUGCUGCUGGUUCCCUACUCACUGUUCCACCUGUGGUCACAGACCCAGUCUGGGUCUUACAAACACCCCAGGUUGUGCACUUUGCUAUUUGGCACUGUCUUUCUGCUCUACCAGGCUCUGGGUGUGGGCUUCCUGCCCACAUAUGUGGUGGUGACCAACAGUUUCCCACCUGCAUCCUGCUUCAUCAUCAUCCUGGAACAGGUGCGUCUAAUGAUGAAAGGCCACUCCUUUGUCAGGGAGAAUGUACCAAGAGUACUGACCUGGACUAAAGAAAAGACCACCCCCAGCCCGGUGGUCCCUCAGGUCUCUCAGUAUCUAUACUUUCUGUUUGCGCCCACACUCAUCUACAGAGACAAGUACCCCAGGAACCCAGUGAUCAGAUGGGGCUAUGUGGCCACUAAGCUACUUCAGGUACUUGGCUGUCUGUUUUAUGCCUACUACGUGUUUGUGCGGCUGUGCAUCCCUCAGUUCCGCAGCAUCAGCCUGCAGCUGUUUGACCUGAGAGCCAUGGUCCUCUGUGUCUUUAACUCCAUCUUGCCAGGAGUGUUGGUUCUCUUCCUGGGGUUCUUCGCCUUCCUCCACUGUUGGCUCAAUGCUUUUGCUGAGAUGCUGCGCUUUGCUGACAGGAUGUUUUACAAGGAUUGGUGGAACUCAACCUCUUUUGCUAAUUACUAUCGCACUUGGAAUGUGGUGGUCCAUGACUGGCUGUACUACUAUGUGUACCGGGACUUCCUGUGGAUGUCACGGAAGCGUUUCAGACCCGCAGCCAUGCUGUUUGUGUUCACAGUGUCUGCAGUGGUCCACGAGUACAUUCUUGCAAUCUGCUUUGGUUUCUUCUAUCCUGUGCUCUUCUGCCUCUUUAUGUGCUUUGGAAUGAUGUUCAACUUCAUUCUGCACGACCAAAGGAAAGGUCCUAUCUGGAACGUAAUCAUGUGGACGUCCCUCUUUCUGGGUCAGGGAGUCAUUAUCUGUCUGUACUCCCAGGAGUGGUAUGCCCAGCGCUAUUGCCCCUUGAAGGAGCCUUCUUUCCUUGAGCUACUGAAGCCUCGCUCCUGGAGCUGUCAGAGAGGCCUGACGGCGGACUGAUAGGUUGUGAUCUAUGUUUGGACUACUGCCGAGGAUCAUCCCUGAUCAGACCAGCCUUUCUGUUACUGUCAUAACUUCUGGUCUUUCAAGUUUGUUUUAUGUUUUUGCACUAAGGUCAUGACUGAGUCUGUGUAUGAAUGUAUCGAGGAGAUUUAAUAAGUGUCUGCCAAAAUGUUCUUUAUUCGAACAGCAAAGUCACAGUGAUGCCUUAUUUACCACUUUUAUGUUUCAGAAACACACCCAACAAAUUUAAAAGUUCACAUAAAAUCUGAAAUUGUGAACUCAUUUAUUUUAAUGUUUUUUUUAUUUUUCAGAUGUUAUCGCAUUAAUUUUGCCUUGAUCAACUGUGAAGCCACUCCAUGUUAGUGGCAAACAUGAUAUGGCAGCGGAGUACAAACAAAUACACUAUACAAACAUUCACAUGUGCAGUAGUGAUUAAUUUUUAACAAAGUUUGCAAUUACUGCUCUAUUACUAAAAACUUUCAGUAUGAUUGGAAAGCCUUUCAAUGUUUGUUUUGUUUUCACUGCCAAUACGAUUUAUUUUGAUUUUUUUUUAAUAGUAACUGAAGCUAUCAAAAUAAAAAAAUCAAGGAACUGAAAACAGAAAACUAAAUGUUAAACAAGACAGCAAUGACAAGUAUGCAGUUUGAAGUGUUGACCGCUGAAUGUAAUCUUGAUGAUUCAUAUAUUUUCAAUUGAACAUCCAUCUUGCAUCAUGGAUGGAAAGUUUCCUGUGAACCUAAAGGAUGUUUGUCAGUUUGUUCAUGACCGAUGUUGAGAGUUAUGUGAAGGUGUAAUUGUUGCAGCUGGCUGCUAGAACGUUAUGACGUUGAAAUAGUGACGAUACUUUAUUAGCACUAAGGGCUACAGAAUGCUUUAUCAGACACUAAAUUAAGUUAGAUAGUGUUUUGUUGUUCAAAUCACACCAUGCAUUUUACAGAACAGUAAUUUACAUGCCAAACUAAUGGAAGAAGGAAUUUGUUCUGUGUGCUUUUAGUUCCUGUGGGUUUGAAAUUAUGUGUUUACACAUUUGUAUUAUAUGGGGAAAUUGCAAAGUUAAUGCAAAGUCAAAGUUGCCAAUUCUGACAUAUUUCAGUGCAGGGAGAUUGUAUUUUUGCUUGAGAAUAUUAAUGAGAUGCACAAUUUGAAGUAAAAACCAGCAAUGGAAAACUCAGCACUUCCAAAAACUGUAUGACCACAAGGUGGCACUGUAUUAAAAGCUUUUAGUUUAGAUUCUUCCUCUGCUCAAGUUGACUGUGAAUUGUGGUCAGGAGCCAGAGAGAUUUCCACAGAGUCCCUUAUAAAUUUUAUAUUAACAAACACAUGUACCAGCAACUUAUUUUUUAUAGUGUGUACAGAUAAUAACCAAGAUAUUGGAAAGCCCUUAUGUACUUAUUACUAAGUAACUCCUGAGAACACCACAGCUGGCUUUUAUGCCUUUGAGAUUUUGUUAAUGAGGAUAAUAUUUAUCGUAGUAAAAAGAGCCAACCUGCGGAAAUGCAGUUCAUUAAAAUUAGAUAUUUAUUUUGGGAGCAAAUUGUUUUGUCUGCUUACUUACUGUCAUAUUUUUGUUUAUUGUGAUCUUUUUUUCUGGCCUUGAAAAGCUCAUUGUGUCAGGUGACAAUUUUGUGAAAAAGUAUGUUGUUCUAUCACCCGAUGUAGACAAAUGUCUGAAUCAUUGUUGAUUAAAGACACAUUAAAGUAUAAGAACCAUUAUGAAUAAAAACAUGAAGUAUG
Centropristis striata (black sea bass) is the source of this 3562-nucleotide messenger RNA. It is a transcript of the gene soat1, whose product is annotated as sterol O-acyltransferase 1. The record is from RefSeq and is a predicted model, not a curated record. Gene Ontology annotation, cellular component: endoplasmic reticulum membrane. Gene Ontology annotation, biological process: cholesterol metabolic process; cholesterol efflux. The coding region runs from base 128 to 1825 and encodes 565 amino acids. NCBI's taxonomy places the organism in Eukaryota, Metazoa, Chordata, Actinopteri, Perciformes, Serranidae. Gene Ontology annotation, molecular function: cholesterol binding; cholesterol O-acyltransferase activity; fatty-acyl-CoA binding. The transcript has 16 exons.